Molecule: messenger RNA, 1732 nt
Organism: Pieris rapae (cabbage white)
Lineage: Eukaryota; Metazoa; Arthropoda; Insecta; Lepidoptera; Pieridae
Product: CLIP domain-containing serine protease 2-like
Exons: 6
Coding region: 19-1164 (381 amino acids)
Biological process (GO): proteolysis
Molecular function (GO): serine-type endopeptidase activity
Source: RefSeq, a predicted model, not a curated record
AAAGACCACACCUUUAAGAUGUUUGUAAAUAUAUUUUUAUGUUUAUUAGUGCUACGUUCGUGUUAUCUGGUAUAUAGUGAACGAUAUUGCAGCGAUUGUCAAAUUUACUACACAUGCAAAGCAGCAGCUGAUCAUGCUCGGUUCAAGCCAGGCGACGAAACAAACAAGCUAUUUGAGAAAGCUGCGUGUGGAACAGAAACGGAAGAUGAAGACUCCGACUUUAAGGUAUGUUGCUCAGACUUUCCCAGCUUAAAUACAAGUCCACAAUCAACUCCUCCGGGAAGUAAAUUGGAAAGUAAAUAUGCAGAAUCGAAUGAAGAAAACUUUGAUUCGAUUUCGAUCGAAGAACAAUUUCCCAACAUGAUUCCGGAUAAAUGCGGCAGCAUUUUGGGAAAUCGAAUUUUUGGCGGCAGAAAAGCUAAACUAUUCGAAUUUCCAUGGAUGGUACUGAUCGCUCAUGAAACACGCGAAGGUCCCCAAUUUCAAUGUGGUGGAACUAUCAUUACCUCUAAAUAUAUUCUGACAGCGGCUCAUUGUGUCGUUGAUAAAAAAAUCGCAUCUGUCAGAAUAGGAGAGUUUGAUAUUAAUUUGGAAAAGGAUUGCGACUAUGAAAAGCACAAAACUAUCUGCAAAAAAGAAGUCCAGGAUAUGUAUGUCACAGAAAUAAUUCCACAUGAAAAUUAUCAAAGAUCACCAACCGCGAAUGACAUUGCUUUGCUGCGAGUAGAUGGCGAGAUCGUCUUUAACUACCCAAACGUGGAACCAAUCUGCCUACCACUGUCAUUUGAACUACGUAGCAAACAUCUGGAUCAUGAAUACGGCACAGUAGCUGGUUGGGGCUUCACUGAAACUGGUAGAGAAUCUGGAGUAUUGUUGAGAGUCGAAGUUCCUGUGAAAACUGACGCUGAAUGUAAAGGUUACUACAACAGAAAUACCCGGGAGAUCAUUAAUAAGCAAUUUUGCGCAGGAGAUUUCAAAAAGGACUCUUGUAAUGGUGACUCCGGAGGACCUCUAAUGAUGAAAGCUAACUACAAUGGUGUCAAUAGUUACGUCCAGUAUGGCAUCGUGUCGAAGGGUCCAAUACAAUGUGGAUCGUCGUUCCCAGGCAUUUACACGGAUGUCAGAGAAUACGUCGAUUGGAUAUUAGAUAAUAUUAAUGAAUAAUUAAAUUAUCGGAAAUGGAAUAAAUACUUAUUUAUUAAAUAGCUAAGUAUAGUACUUGUUCUGAAGUCAAACGGGAACUGUUUCAUAGUUAGUAGAGCGUUUAUGCAGCAAGGUCAUCAGGAAAUUAUAUAACCAUAUAAGUAUUUAAAAUUUUAAAUAAUAAAAAAACAAACAAAAAUAUUCAUUAAAGAUUAUUAGAAAUUAUGGUUGUUUACUUGCUGGCAUAAAUGGUCGCCUUUUCCUUGUGGUGUUAGGAGUAGACAAUAGGAAAAGUACGAGUACUGAGUAGUAUCAAGUAAAAACGACAACGUUGUUACUUGUGUAUGAAUGUUUCAUGUAAAUAUAGUAAUUAAUAAGCAAGCAAUAUUUUAAUAAAAAUAAUCAGAAAAAUAAACGCCUUAUUAAAAUAAUGAUUUUUUCCUCCUUUUCCAAAGCUCAUAGAACUGCUCUAGAUAGUAGAAGCGGUUUCGAAAUAGAAUUCCCUCGGGGAUUGAACUAUCAUAAAUAAAUUUGAUGAAAAUAUUGAUGCAUUCACAAUAAAAGCAAGACUAAUCUGAUAAAUCAUAUA